AUGGAGCCUUUAUAUGAGGAAUACCUAGCAAACUGUGGAACAACAGUAAAACCUUACUACUGGCUUAGCUUCUCUCUAGAUUGUUCUAAUUGCCCUUACCAUAUUCGAACAGGUGAAGAAGCAAAAGUUGCCUACACAGAACUUUAUCAGACUUUUGGAUUCGCUUAUGGGCCAGUGCAUCCUCAAACAAAACACCUCUUAUUUUAUGAACUAAAAACUUCUUCUGGCAGCCUGGUGCAAAAGGGCCAUGCUAGUAGUUGCACUGAGAGCCAUAUUCAUCCAGAAUCAAUGCUAUUUCAGACAAAAAGUUAUCUUGACUCAGCCUUAUACAAUAACGAUGGCAUCAGGCACAUCAUUCUGUAUUCCAACAACUCUCCUUGUAAUGAAGCUACCCACUGCUGCAUCAGCAAAAUGUACAAUUUCCGGAUGACGUAUCCAAACGUUAUUCAUAGUAUUUACUUUUCUCAGCUCUAUCGCACUGAGACUGACUUUCCUGCCUCAGCGUGGAACCGUGAAGCUCUCCAGAGCCUGGCCAGUUUAUGGCCGCAGGUCACUUUGAGUCCAAUAAGUGGUGGGAUUUGGCAUUCUCUCCUCAACAACUUUGUGAGUGGUGUCUCAGGAUCAACCGUUUUCCAGCCUAUUUUACCUGGAAGAGCACUGGCUGACAGGCACAAUGCGUAUGAAAUCAAUACCAGAGCAGGAGUGAAGCCUUAUUUCACUGAUGUUCUUCCCCAGACAAAAGAGAAUCACAACCUAAAAGUUCAGUCAGCUUUAGAGAGCUAUCCCUUAAACAAUGUCUUUCCCAGAUAAUUUUUUCCAGUGACAAGUGGACAGAUACUACCCAGCCUGAUCCCAGACCCCAGGAUUCCUAUCAUUUUUGUGCUGGUGCCUUUCAGAGACCUACCACCAAUCCAUGUGAAUCAAAACCCAUCUAAACCCAGGAAUGUUGUAAGGCACUUAAACAUGCCUCAAAUGUCGUUCCAAGAAACCAAGGACCUCUGGAGACCUCCCACUGGAAAGACAGUGGAGAUAGUGGAAAUCACAGAACAAUUUGCAAGUAGCAAAGAGGCGGAUGAAAAGAAGAGGAGGAAAGGGAGAAAAUACAAUCUACAUCUCUACGGCCUGAGAUCAAAUAAUUAUCAGAGAACUUCAUACAUAGCAAGAAAAAUCUAG
Trichechus manatus latirostris (Florida manatee) is the source of this 1173-nucleotide messenger RNA. It is a transcript of the gene APOBEC4, whose product is annotated as apolipoprotein B mRNA editing enzyme catalytic polypeptide like 4. Lineage: Eukaryota; Metazoa; Chordata; Mammalia; Sirenia; Trichechidae. The transcript has a single exon. The record is from RefSeq and is a predicted model, not a curated record.